AUGUCAGUUUAUGUGAAAGGUGGCGCAUGGACCAAUAUUGAAGAUGAGAUAUUAAAAGCGGCGGUACAAAAGUAUGGUAUUAACCAAUGGGCUAGGGUUUCUUCAUUAUUGCCCAAGAAGACAGAUUUACAAGCUAAGGCGAGAUGGAAUGAGUGGCUAGACCCGACAAUUAAUAAGCUGAGCUGGAGUUUGAAGGAGGAUAAGAGAUUGCUAGAGUUGACCAAACUCUUGCCCAACCAAUGGCGAACAAUUGCCCUGGUGAUUGGAAGAACUGCUACCCAGUGUAUCGAAAGGUUUCAGAAAUUACUAGAUGAAGAAGCUGGCAUCACAACGCAGGAUUUGAGAUUAUCGGGCCCCGGAAUCGAAACUUUGCCUGCAGUGGGAGAAGCUUUUGUUGCAAGUCUCUCUCACGAACCUCGCAGAGAAGAGGAUUUGAAUAUUGCCCUAGAGGCUUUACCGGCAAUAGCUGAUGAAAAUGAGUUGGAAGAUGUCGAUAGAGAAAUGUUGGCCGAGGCAAGAGCGCGGUUGGCCAAUACUCAGGGAAAGAAAGCCAAAAGAAAAGCAAGGGAAAGGAUGUUGGAGGAAAGUAAAAGAAUAGCCCUUUUACAGAAAAGAAGAGAUAUGAAGGCAGCAGGAAUUAGUAUUAGCUUGAAAACCAGAAAUAAUAAAAAGAACAAGAAUAAGGAGUUUGACUACAAUGUUAGCAUUCCACAUGAAAUUGUUCCUGCUCAAGGUCCUUAUGACAUUACCAAAGAAUUGAAAGAAAAUGAAAAGGAAACAAAUCAGUUCAAGCACCUUGUUGCAAAGAGGGGAAUAAGCUUGAAAGAAGUUGACGAUAAGAUACGAUCCCAACAAGAAAAGACUAAACAAAGUAAGAAUCAAAAGAGGAAAUUGCAACAAGAAGAAGAAGAAGAAGAAGAAGAAUCUAAGACAACAGGUGAGGGAUUAAUACAGUUUAAAAAGAGGAAAGAAUGUAGAGAAAAAGAAACUCUUGAUAUUGACACAAGUCAAAAGAAGGAUAAAGAAGAAGCAGAGUUGCCUCUGCUUACAAGAAAACCCAACAAAUCAAUUUUACCAUUUAUCAAAGGGUUAUUUGACAAACUUCCCGAGCCAAAACACCAUAGAGGUGAACCAAAACUUGUUUUUGAAGGCACUGAAAAUGAAGAUGAGCUGUUGCUGCUUGUGCAGCAGCAGCAAACUGACCAGAUGGACCAGAUGGAGCAGUUAAAAGUACUAAGUCAGAUAGACAAGGAAAAAUUGAAUAGACGCAGAACACAAGUUGUGCAACGUAACUUACCGAUUCCACACCCUUACUCAAUAAAAGAAAAUAACCUGCCUUUGAAUAGUAGAGAGGUGGACGUGGAAGCGCUUGUUGGUUUGGAAGUUUUGAAUCUAGUUGGAUCGGACUACAGGAAACACCAAAACCCCAAGUUUACCGCUCCCCUCGUUACCGAGUUGGAUGAAGAGUUGUACAAUGAAGUCAACCAACAAAUUGACCAAGAGCUUUUAAACAUCAAAAAGGAGGAAAAAGGUUUGGUUUGCAACUUUGAACUUGAAAAGAAUGUCAAAGUGGCUGAAAAUGUAAUUGCGAAAUUACACGAAUUAUACAACAGUUCAGAAGCAUUGCAAAAACAGUUGAUGAAAUUUACAGAUUAUGAACACCAAAGAGACAUGAUUUUGAGCCAGAUUGAAGAGAAUUAUCUUUUGCUAGUUACCGAAGAUGAAAAGCUUAAAUUAACUAGGUAUCAAGCUAUGGAAGAGGAAAAAGAGAUGAAAUUGGAAACACAACGACUAAAUCAUGAAGUCGAUAGACUAUAUUCCAAAAUCGAUGCAAAGUGCUAA
Molecule: messenger RNA, 1842 nt
Organism: Lodderomyces oxycetoniae
Lineage: Eukaryota; Fungi; Ascomycota; Pichiomycetes; Serinales; Debaryomycetaceae
Gene: CEF1
Product: Cef1p
Exons: 1
Coding region: 1-1842 (613 amino acids)
Biological process (GO): mRNA splicing, via spliceosome
Cellular component (GO): spliceosomal complex; Prp19 complex
Source: RefSeq, a predicted model, not a curated record